Molecule: messenger RNA, 1427 nt
Organism: Ectocarpus sp. CCAP 1310/34
Lineage: Eukaryota; Phaeophyceae; Ectocarpales; Ectocarpaceae
Source: the annotation of a GenBank genome assembly
GACUAUUGCUUGAGGAGUGGGUCCGUGGCGAAGAAAUGAAGGAAGCAACUGACAUCUUGGAUGACAACUGCGACACAUCAUCGGAUGGACGCCUUGACGGGUGGGAUUUCAACAGCGACCAGUCCCUCAGCAGCCACAGCAGCGACAGCAGCAGCAGCGGUAGUGAGGGCGACGACGCCCAUACGCCUCGCGAUAAAGGUGCGAGCAAGAGCGAUGGCGCCCCUGAACCUGGUGAUCAAGGUGGUGUCGACCAGCCGGCGGCAGCGGCGACCGGUGCUGUAGACCAGCCGGGGGCAGCAGCGGCGACUCGCGCCGCAACGGAGCCGUCGGCAGCCCAACGAAAAAGUGGGAGACAGAACCGUUUCGGCGGCGCGUAUUGUGCGCCAAGACGCCAAUGGGGCAGCAAGGCAAACCACAAAGCCGGGCCAGGACAGAUCGCAAAGGUGUUGCUGCCGGAGGAGGCUGGUGACAGCUUUGCGGCAUUGAAGUUGAAGGGCUCAAAGGGAAAACGUGCUGAACGCAGGGAGAGAUUGCCGCAGCAAGGAACGAGGAGGGCGACGGUGAAGCAGGCGAGGGGCCGCCGCACGCGCAAGCAUUACACCAGGCGCAAGGCACAGCUGAUGGAGACCUACCGCAAAGCCUACGCGAGGCUUCACCAGGCUGAAAAGGGCGGCAGCUUCGAUUCGGUGGUGGAUGAUCCCGAAACGAUGCUUGACAGCACGCGGAUGGUUCACACGUGCCGUGUUAUCAAUGCUGUGAAGACGUUCUUGUUCUUCGAGCUGCAACACGGGGUUGCUAAAAUGGAGCACAGCAGAACCGCCGCCAACUUCGCCGAGGUGGAGUCGAAGGUAGUGCGACGGUGGGUGAAGGAGUUCUGCGAGGACGGCACCUUUCGUGUCCGCAAACGGCAGUACAACAAGCGCCAGCCGCACUCCUACAUCCACGACGAGGACAUCCGGCAGCGCCUCAGGGAGUACCUCGACCAGAAGCUGUUCGACGGGAGAAGAACGCGCCCCGCCUUCGAGUGGCAGGCGUGCAAAAUACUCUCCGAGCUGAAGGCUUUCAGGGGACAGCUCAACAAGGUCGAGAAGUUCUUCAAGGAGGCCGGGUACUUGUGCGUCUUCCUCCCCAAGUACCACCCUGAGCUUAACGCCAUCGAGCGGUACUGGGGGCACAUCAAGUACCUUCUUCGGCUUCACUGCGAAUGCUCCCUCCCCCACAUGCUCGAGAUUCUGCCGGGCACCAUGCGGGACGUGCCGGUGGAGUUCACCCGCGCGUGGAGCAGGGUGACAUGGCCGUACAUUGCUGCGUACGACGACGGCCUUGUGGAGUACCUGAAGAGCCGCGACCUCACUCAGUGGACGAAGCACCAAGAAGCCACCGCCAGGGGGGACCAGGUCGUGGAGGCAAGGGGGGGGGGCAAGACU